UACCCGCGUGUUUUCAAAUGACUGUUAUUGUUAUUUUCUCUCAUCCGAAAGUUCUAACAAAAAGGAUUUACUCAAAAAGCAAAAAAAAACGGAUAACCCCUUUCCCAAGAAAUCUGCUGAAAAUGCGGGAGAAUAGGAAAGAAACUGGUUUCUUCUUCUUCUUGCCUUGGUGGUAUGAAACAGAAACCUCAGAGAAAUAAUGAAUGGCUUCUCUACUUCCUCAAAGCUCUCUGCAGAAACCAAACAGGUCGAGGAUCUUCUCUAGCAUAGAUGUGUAAUUAAAAACAUCAAAAGAUUACUAAUGGCUGAAGAGACCGUACAUCUGCCUGAUUCACCAUAUGUAAACAGAUCAUGGAGAAGGAUUUCUACUAGAAAACUGAGUUUCUUAUACACUGAAGAGAAGAUUCUCCCUAACUAUCUCAAAUCUACUGGUUCUUGUCAUGACGUCUGCAAGUACGGAACAAAACAACAUGAGCCUAAAGACAAGCCUAGUAAAGUUUCACCUCUCAAAAGGGUUAACAGAAGCUUCUCUGGAAUUCUAAGCUUUGAUAAUUCACCUUUAAAGAAGAAGAAGAAGGCAUUGACCAAAUCGGUGUUGAAUCCUUCUCUUGGCUCUGGUAAGACAAAGAAGACGGUUUCAGACACUUUCAAAAAGGUUGUUGUGUCAAGGAGAAGAGAGUUAGAGAGGGUUGAAUAUAACAAGCGUGUCACUGCUUUGAAGCUGAUGUCUGUUGCACAAACAGCAGCCAUGGCUCUUCGUCGCAGUACUGUUAAUAGAAAUAAGACUAAUGGUGGAUCUACUAUGUCUUCAAAACGGUGCUCCAAGAGGAUGAAGACAAAGAAGGAGUGCAAUGUUCCUAUAGUGGAUGAGACGUGUAAAGACUUGGUUGAUGAGGAGAAAACUCUCUAUGUUAUCAAGAUGGGAACAGGGAAUGAGACUGUUGAAUCUGAAGUUCAGAACCAAAGGUGUGUCGUGGAUACGCCUACUGAUGAUCUAAAGAGCCAAGGAGACGAUGAGUGUAUUUUGACUGAAGCUGAUGAUGAAUCUUCUCAAGAAGAGGAAGAACAAGAGGAAGAUGAGAACACACCAAGGCAAGGAAAAAGCAAAUCCCUCUCUGUAAAUAGCAAGUCAAUGAAGCUGAGAUUCAAAAGAGGAAAGUAUAGUGAUGUUGGAUCACAAGACAACACUCCAAGAAAACUCAAGUUCAAGAGAGGAAAAAUCGUUACCAGAGCUGACACAACUACACAAUCCGGUGGUCGGAGAAGCUUAAAGACCAAAGGAACCAACAUUAGCAACGACAAGGAACAAGAACAUAAAGCUAGAUCGUUCAAAGUUGUCCUAAAACACCAAGAGACACAGAAGAAGGGAGACUCAAGAGUGUUGUUGUUCAACAAGGUGAUCAAGAAAACAGCUAAUAAGCUUGUGGAGACUCGCAAGAGUAAAGUUAAAGCUUUAGUUGGUGCUUUUGAGUCUGUCAUAUCUCUCCAAGAAAAAGAAAAACUCUUAUCCAACAGCAUAACACUCAAAAGUGAUUAUUCUCAGACCAUUCACUAACUACUAUAUAAUCUGUUUUUCUUUAUGUAUGUAUGUAAACAUUGGUAAAUAUGUAUAAGGGUGUUCCCUUUCAUCCGUCUGAGGUUUGUCCGUAUUGUAAAGCUAGAGUGUGGAGUAUGCUCCAAGCUAAGAUUAUACCUCAGAGUGCUUGCGUUCGUUUGGAAGCUUAUGAAGAUUGUAUUGAGUA
Brassica napus (rape) is the source of this 1742-nucleotide messenger RNA. RefSeq lists its product as uncharacterized. Lineage: Eukaryota; Viridiplantae; Streptophyta; Magnoliopsida; Brassicales; Brassicaceae. The coding region runs from base 302 to 1555 and encodes 417 amino acids. Gene Ontology annotation, molecular function: calmodulin binding. The transcript is spliced from 3 exons. The record is from RefSeq and is a predicted model, not a curated record.